This is a messenger RNA of Stereum hirsutum FP-91666 SS1, 448 nucleotides long. RefSeq names its product X15341 cytochrome C oxidase subunit. The record is from RefSeq and is a predicted model, not a curated record. Gene Ontology annotation, cellular component: mitochondrial inner membrane. Bases 1 to 387 code for a protein of 128 amino acids. Lineage: Eukaryota; Fungi; Basidiomycota; Agaricomycetes; Russulales; Stereaceae. Gene Ontology annotation, biological process: mitochondrial electron transport, cytochrome c to oxygen. Gene Ontology annotation, molecular function: enzyme regulator activity. The transcript has 5 exons.
AUGUCUCUCAUCGCCCGCAACGCUCGUAGCGCCGCACGCGUCGUUCCCAGGAACGCUCGCUCUUACGCCCUCACUGUCGAGGCCCCUGCUAAGGAGUGGGCCGCCAAGCGCGAGGCCAUCAAGGAGCAUGCCAAUGGCACCACCGAUCUCUGGCGCAAGAUCAGUUACUUCGUUGCUGUUCCUGCAAUCGUCGCUUGCACCCUCUGGGUUCGCAACACCGAGAACGACCACUCCGAGCAUAUGGACCACCUGAGAGCAGAGAACGAUGGUCACCUCCCUCAGCCCCCUGACUAUCCUUACCUCAACAGGCGCAACAAGCCUUUCCCUUGGGGACCGAACUCUCUCUUCUUCAACCCUCAUGUCAACAAGGACAUGGGUGCCGAGUAGUUGAUUCACAUUCUCCCUUGCUUCUUGUAACCGUGCACACUAGCCAAUGCAACAGAGAGUU